Messenger RNA from Suricata suricatta (meerkat), 2505 nucleotides. RefSeq names its product transmembrane protein 25 (gene TMEM25). Gene Ontology annotation, biological process: negative regulation of excitatory postsynaptic potential. Bases 279 to 1433 code for a protein of 384 amino acids. NCBI's taxonomy places the organism in Eukaryota, Metazoa, Chordata, Mammalia, Carnivora, Herpestidae. The record is from RefSeq and is a predicted model, not a curated record. The transcript has 7 exons.
CGCGCGCGCUCUGCGUCCGCGAGUCAGCUCGCGGUUGUACCUUGGGGCGGCGUCCGGCUCUGAACCCGCGAGGUGGGUGGUAGGUGCUGGGCGGCCUCCGGCCCUUGCGCUGGGCUCCUCGUGUCCCGUCCCCGCCACGGCGGAUCAGCCUCCGUUCGUGCGUCGGUGCACGGUGUAUUUUUGUUUCUGGAGGAACUGCCGCGCCUGCGUGCGGUCACGGGCCGACGCCGAGGCCCGCCCGCUUCUCUCGGCAGCCUGGGGCCGGGGCCUGAGGCACCAUGGCGGGGCCCUCAGGCCCGGCCGCCCUCCCGCACACACUGCUGCUCCUGCCAGCGCUUCUGAGCUCAGGUUGGGGGGAAUUGGCACCACAAAUUGAUGGUCAGACCUGGGCCGAGAGGGCACUCCGAGAGAACGAACGCCACGCCUUCACCUGCCGGGUGGCAGGGGGGCUUGGGACGCCCCGCCUGGCCUGGUACCUGGACGGUCGGCUGCAGGAGGCCAGCACCUGGAGACUGCUGAGCGCGGGCGGCGAGGCCUUCUCCGGGGGCACCAGCACCUUCACGGUCACUGCCCAGAGGACCCAGCACGAGCUCAACUGCUCCUUGCAGGACCCCGGCAGUGGCCGGUCGGCCAAUGCCUCCGUCAUCCUCAAUGUGCAGUUUGAACCAGAGAUCGCCCAGGUUGGGGCCGAGCACCCGGAAGCGCGGGGUGCAGGCCUCCUGGUUGUCCUGUUUGCCCUGGUGCGUGCCAACCCGCCCGCCAACGUGACCUGGAUCGACCAGGACGGGCCGGUGACGGUCAACGCGUCCGACUUCCUGGUGCUGGAUGCCCAGAGCUACCCCUGGCUCACUAACCACACCGUGCAGCUGCAGCUCCGCAGCCUGGCGCGCAACCUGUCCGUGGUGGCCGCCAACGCCGUGGGUGUCACCAGCGCCUCGCUUCCGGCCCCGGGUGAGCACGGCCCGCGACUGGCCCCGCAAAGCCUCAGGGGGUGCAGGGUCACAGUACAGGAAGGGGCCGAGCGCCGGCCCUGCGGGGCUCCUGGCCGCCCGCGUGGAGGUGCCGCUGCUGGGCGUCGUCCUGGCUGGGGGGCUGGCCCUGGGCACGCUACUGGGGUUCAGCACCUUGGUGGCCUGCCUGGUGUGCAGGAAAGAGAAGAAGACAAAAGUGACUCCAACAACCUGAAACUCAACAACGUGCGCCUGCCCCGGGAGAACAUGUCCCUCCCGUCCAACCUUCAGCUCAAUGACCUCACUCCGGACUCCAGAGCAGAGAAACCUGCAGACCGGCAGAUGGCUCAGAGCAGCAGCCGGCCAGAGCUGCUGGACCCCGAGCCUGGUGGCCUCCUUACCAGCCGAGGUUUCAUCAGGCUCCCAAUGCUGGGCUAUAUCUACCGAGUGUCCAGCGUGAGCAGUGACGAGGUCUGGCUCUGAGCCGGGUGCGAUCGGAGAGGGGUGCCCUCCUGGCUUGUGGGCCCCUCCCCCCACCUCCAAGGCAGCCUCUGCCCAGCCCCGUUGCCAGGUCAUCCCGCUGCUGCUUCUGCUUACGCUGCUUGCUGCGGUCCCCUCUGUCACCCACGUGACAGCUUCUCCUGGGAGCUGGACCUCAGCCCCUUGUUCUGACUCAGGUUGGGGGCCUUCACGGAUGCUGUGCGCAGGCGGCCCCGCCGGCCUGGGCCUGUUCUGUGUCUCUCACCAGGACCCUUGGCACUUUGAACAGCAGGCAUGGGGCAUGCCCGGUCGGGGACAGGGAGGGCCCUGCAUGUCCAGUUUCCUCCCCGUGCCCUGCAGCUUUGUUCCCUCAGGGAAAAUUCGGGCCGAGAGCUGUGGGACCCACCCCCGGCCCGAGGGCAGGGGCCCGGCCCCGACCAGUCCCUUCUGCUGCAUUCCUCUCAGCCCUGCUCUGUCUGCGCCGCCUCGUGGGCCUCUAGGUCGGACGGUGGACCUUCUCCCGUUUCUUCACUGGGCACUAGGCCUUCCCCAAGACCUGGGCCCCAAGACCGCAUGUGGCCGGGCCUCGGUUCUUACCGCGUUCGCACUUUAAGCACAACCCCCGGGGAGGGGGUAAGUGAGGGCCUCUGGGUCCUCUCUGCUUCCCCAAGGCUGGCUUCUUGGGGUGCACGUGAGUGCCCCGAGCCCUCAGGGCCGAUGGCCUCCCUCUCACCAUGUCUCCCCCACCUGGGACCCCAUGACCGGCCCCCGACUGCCUCCGCAACGGGAAGCCGCUCUUCCUGUCCACUCUUGUUCAGGGACGGUCCUGGCGGCACGUUACUAACAGAGCUAGCAGCUUUAGGGGGACAUGGGGGACAUGGAGGAAGAGGGGACCCACACCACAGACAAUCCAAGAACUCUUCGGAAAGUAACAUGGAAAUGAUUGCAAGUUACUAUCCAGUGCAGAGUAUGUUUUUCCCCUGUUGACAUCUUGUUUUGUAAUUUCUCUCGUUACCUGCCUAGGACAGUGCGGAGCGCACGGUACAUUUAAUAAACUUGACUGAGUGAAUGUUAA